AUGUCUGGCUACCGCGGCCCAGACAAAGAUUACCUCGAGGCCAACUCAGUGGAGCCGACCCGUCACCAUCAUGGAGCCAAUACAUCAGAGUUGUCGACUGACGAGGCCGCGGGCGACUUCAGCGCAAUUGAUCCACACAGCGGAGUGAAACGAGGACUGAAGACACGGCACCUAUCCAUGAUGGCGUUGGCAGGGAUAAUCGGGCCCGGCCUCCUUGUCGGUUCUGGCGGAGCUUUGUCGAGCGGUGGACCCGCGGCGUUGCUCAUCGGAUUCGGUACUAUUGGUCUUCUCGCUUUUUCUAUUAUGCAGAGUCUUGGGGAACUUACAACACUAUAUCCAUCGGGAGGGGCUUUCACAGCCCUGGCAGAUCGAUUCGUGGACAAGGCCUUCGGAGUGGCAGUGGGUUGGAAUUAUUUCAUUAUUUGGUUCGCAGUACUUGCGAAUGAAUACAACGCCAUCUCCAGCAUCUUGGUCUUCUGGAGUGAUAAAGUGCCGUUAUGGGGGUACUUCUUGUUACUAUGGUUUGCCUUUCUCGGCUUUCAGCUUCUCGGAAUUGAGACCUUCGGCGAAGCUGAGUUUUGGCUGGCCCUCAUCAAGCUCGGUGGUCUUGUCGCAUUUUUCUUGUUUUCCAUCAUUUACGCAUCGGGAGGAAUUCACGGUGUGCCCGGCAUAGGCUUCAAGUACUGGCAUGAUCCGGGCCCCUUCGCAAGCGGAUUCCGUGGCGUUGCUACCGUAUUCGUAUUUUGUUCCACGUUCUACGCAGGCUGUGAGUCCAUUGCCGUGGCUGCCACCGAGACCAAGAAUCCGCGUGUCGCUGUACCUUUGGCUAUCAGACAGGUCUUCUGGCGCAUUCUCUUCGUGUACAUGGGAUCAGCUUUCUUUUUCGGCUUGACUUGUCCAUCGAGCGCGGAAGGACUGGUGUCCGCCAAAAGCAGGGCAUUGCAGAGCCCAAUGACGAUCGCCAUCCAGAAUGCGGGCUGGGAAGGAGGUGUCCAUCUGAUCAACGCCUUUAUUCUUGUCACUUGUCUGUCAGCCGUGAACAGCUCUAUAUACAUUGGCAGCCGCACACUGCUCUUCAUGGGACAGGAUGGAAAAGCUCCGCGUAUUUUAGGCUGGACAGAUCGACGAGGCGUACCUGUCCCGGCCAUCGUUUUCACAAACGCAUGUGGAGCACUGAGCAUGAUGAACGUUUCCACUGGAGCCGGAGCUGCGUACAGCUACAUUGUGAACCUUUCCGGCGUAUCCACAUUCUUGGUCUGGGGAAGCAUUAGUUAUAUCCACAUCCGAUUCCGGAACGCGUGGAAGACUCAAGGGUACUCAGAAUCUGAUUUGCCAUUCAAAUCUCUCUGGUAUCCAUGGAACGCCUAUUUUGGUCUUGGGGCCAACAUCUUCCUAGCGCUCGUUCAAGGUUGGACGAAUUUGAGCCCUUUCAAUGCGGGCGGUUUUGUGGACGCAUAUAUUCUUUUACCGCUUUUCCCUAUUAUUGUCUUCGCCUACAAGUUCUUCUACCAUACGAAGUACUGGAAAGCACAUGAGAUCGAUCUGCAGUCUGGAAGGAGACGGGACUUGGAGGAGGUAGAAGAGCUUGCAGAAGGCGUGUUGUCGGAAGAACGCCCGUGGUGGAAGAAAUUCUGGGCAAGUUUCUAG
Messenger RNA from Diaporthe amygdali, 1647 nucleotides. RefSeq lists its product as uncharacterized. Gene Ontology annotation, cellular component: membrane. The coding region runs from base 1 to 1647 and encodes 548 amino acids. NCBI's taxonomy places the organism in Eukaryota, Fungi, Ascomycota, Sordariomycetes, Diaporthales, Diaporthaceae. The transcript is spliced from 5 exons. Gene Ontology annotation, biological process: amino acid transmembrane transport. Gene Ontology annotation, molecular function: amino acid transmembrane transporter activity. The record is from RefSeq and is a predicted model, not a curated record.